UACCUCCAUAUUUCCAUGUUGUUACUAGCCUUGCCUAGCCUCACCAGUCUCUCACUAACUAGUGAGUGGUCCACUUCUAUACUCUAUGUAUUGUCAUCCCUCACAAUCCACAUUCCCCAUUCCCCCCUCAACCAUUUUAAUAGCCGUUACACUUUUGUCUCUUCUGUCCACAUUUUUCAAACCCCAAACCCAUGCAAAGUCCAACAACAUUGUCUUCUCCUCACUGCCCCACCAACACACUCUAAAAAUUCAACCCUUUCUCAUCCCACCCCAAACCCCAAUGGGUUGCUGCUUCAGCACACCCACCAAGCAAACCCAAAACCAAAACAACAAAACCACUCAGAAAAACCACCACCAUGAACCACCACCACCCUUGGAAGAAGAAUCUGUGAAAGAGGUCCUUUCAGAGACCCCAAUUUCCAAACCUCACCAAGUUCCAAUUUUGAAGCCAGAAACGAAGACCCUUUUGCCUCUAAUUCAAGACCCACCUCCGAAUUUCGAAGCAAACCCAAAGGCUCCUCCCAUAGAAGAAGUCUCCGAGGUUAUUUCUCAGCUUUCAGAAACAUGCAGCAUCAGCGACAGCUUCUCCGCCGCCACAACCGCUACCACCGCCACCGCUACAACCACCACUGUCACGGUUGCUGAUAAGAGAGAAGAAGACGAAGCAACCAGCAAAAUUCACAAGUGGGAUCGAUCUCCGUCCAGGAAAAGGCCCUACGCCCCCGGCGGCAACCUCGCCUGCGGGAGAGACUGGAGGCUAAAAUCGCCGGCGAUGCGCCCGGAGCCGUCGCCGGAGAAGAAAAUCAAGGGCGGUUCGAGGCCAAUUCGAGGGAGGGAAAUUAGGAACUCCGGUACGGCGGCGAAUCGGAAGCGCAAUGUGGGCCCCGCCUCGCUCCGGGGGGACGCCGGCGAGGGUUCCGGUCGGAGGUCGAGGUCGCCGGCGUGUGCCAGGAAUGGUAAGGUGGGUGCCGGAGGCAACCGAAAAGAGGUUGCUCCGGCGAAGGUGGUGGCGAAUGAGGUGGAAAAGCAGAAGAAUAGUGAGAGUGAGGAAGUUGGGGAGAAAAACGACGUCGUUUCGCAGGAGGAGUGCCUCGAGAACCCGCAUGUUUCGAUGGAGUGCUUUAUUUUUCUGUAGAAGCACGUUUCUCAAGCCUUUUUUUGGAAAUUCUAGAAGUGAUUUUCACAUGGCGUUGCCUUCAAUAGCAGUUUCUUUUUUACUUUUGACUUUUUAUUUUUAUUUUUUUAAGGCCUUUGUUAAAACGGUGGUGGAGCUUUUUGGGCAUUGCUUUUUGUAUUCUUCCGGGAGUCACUCCUUAAUCACAAAUUACUGUGUAAAUAUACAUAUGAUGAAAUGAGUCCGAGAA
This is a messenger RNA of Glycine soja, 1364 nucleotides long. RefSeq lists its product as uncharacterized. Lineage: Eukaryota; Viridiplantae; Streptophyta; Magnoliopsida; Fabales; Fabaceae. The transcript has a single exon. Bases 86 to 1135 code for a protein of 349 amino acids. The record is from RefSeq and is a predicted model, not a curated record.